Linnemannia hyalina is the source of this 270-nucleotide messenger RNA. The record is from the annotation of a GenBank genome assembly. Lineage: Eukaryota; Fungi; Mortierellomycota; Mortierellomycetes; Mortierellales; Mortierellaceae.
AUGGCGUCGUCCAAGGACCGACUGACGGACCCAGAAUGGAAGCGACAGAAACCAACCACCCCUUACAGGUGUCUACCCGUAGUGCACAAGACAACAUACUCAGGAGCACUGCUCGAGUUCUCGGAGGUCCUGCCAAUUGAGCGGUAUCUUGCGGACAAAUUUGGGUUGGCGGGAUCAGAUCCUUGGGAAAGGUUCCAGGCCGAACAAUUCGUGUUGUCGAUAGAGAGCAGUCAGUUGAUGUACCACUACAAGGUUCUCUUACCGAAUUGA